AAUCUUCCGCUCCUUCAACUUCCAACCCUAUUAAAUUAAACACUCAAAUAAAAAUUAUGUCUAGUUUCAAUUAUUAGAUGUUUAUACGAUUAAUGAAUGAACUUUAGAUGGUCAAAAUUUCAAAUCGGAAAUAGUACUCUACAGAUCUUCUAUUAGCCUAUAUUUCCGAACCCUAUAUUUCCGAAUAUGUGUAUGAUAGACCACUUACAGAUCUAAUUUUCUCGUUUCAGAUAAGUUUUUCCUUUGUUCUAUUUUUUAAAUUGUGAGGUAUUUAUAUAUUUUAAUUUCUAGCAGACUGAUUCAGUUAUCUUUUGGUAUUUUCCUUCUGUGAUCUGUGUUUCUGUAGGUUUUUUCUUUAAAGUAUUAAGAGUAUUUAUUUUACAUUGGAACAUCUGUAACAAUGCUUCAUUUUUUGUCAGUUUCUAUUUUUAGCUUAGGAAAAGAAAAUUUUAGGCAAAGAAACUGGAUUGCCUGUGUUAAGAAUGAGAACAUUUAUUGUUCAAAAUAUAGUCAGAGCACAAGCUGUUUUCUCAAAUCUCUGGGUGGGGAUAACUUUCCAGAAAGUUCAAAUUUGUUAUUUGGAACCACAAAAUAGCUAUAACUAUUGUUGUUCUUAGUGUUUUGCAGUAGCCAGUAGGUAUUUCUCUGCACCACUCCCACUCAACAUUUUAUUGGACACAAGACUAAUAACAAAAGCAAAUUAUACGCAGUAUAAGUUUGACAGAUACUUCGGCAUUCAGCAUGGUGCAUUUAUACCACAGUGCCUUCUAUUAUCUUUUUACUACUUUUUCUUCAGUUAGUUUAGUGGGAAAAUUGGCAAAGAAAACAAAAUUAUUUUAUAUUGAAUUUUCUUACUUGAGAAAUGAUGAACUCAUGAGCAUGAUUUAUAUGCAUUCUUUCAGUAUAUGUUUCUAGAAAAAGCUGGAGUAUGAAAUACUAGUGAUUCCAAAACCCAAAUUUGAAACAAUGAGAGUUAUCUUGUUUAUUUCCAUUUUGAGGAGCUUUAAGCAAGAAUUAAAGUUGUGUUUGAUUGUAUUUUAAGGAUUUGUUUAAUGUUUGGCAUUUGAUGAAUGUUCACAAUUGAAAGUUGAAAUUUAAUUUCAAAAAUGGGAUCCAACUAUGUUAAAGCCAUGGUCUUAGCAUUUAUGUUCUUCUUACAAGUAUUUGGUAUCAACUAUUCAAUUAUAGGCUUUUGGCUUGUCAUAAUCUUAAUUCAACAUGCAUAAGUCUUAUAGCCGGUAGCAAAGUAGCUAAAGUCAGUGGUGUAGGUAAAACUGGCAGUUUAUUAGUACUAUAGUGAUAUAGUCAAUAGAUCCCAAAUUGAUUUUAGCUUUUUAAGUCCUCCUCUCUAUACUUUUCAGGAUUAGCGAAAACAUAAUUAUUUACUUUUCAGUUAGGAAUAAAAUUGUGAUUUUCACCAUUCCGUUACUUUUAAACUUAAUGUGCACCUAUACAUGUGAUCUAUUCUCUCUGUCCAAAAUUCCUCUCAUUUUGACUUGAAACUAUUAGUUAAAAUUAAAACUAAAAAGUGAAAUUGUUUGGUUUAUCUAGAAAAGCAUGCAACAAUAUUAACUAAACAAUUCUUUCCUCAAUAGGAAUGAGAAGAAUUAUUGAGGACGGCCCAAAAAAGAAAAAGACGAGAGGAGUGUAUAUUAGCUUGAUUUUUUUAUGAUUGCAUUUGAUAACUUAGGACCUGCUUUCUUUUCCUGAAAAUGAUGUGAUUUUUUAUUAUUAUCUGGUCCAGAUGUUUCUGCUAUCUGAAAUAUAACAUAACAUCUGGGAAAAUAUGUUGAUCUUGUUCAAUUUUCUCAUAUUUUCUGAAUAUUUGUGGGCUGGUCUGGACCUUUCCAAUAUGGGGUCUUAAUCUUUCUUAUAUCGGGUUUUAUCUUAUUAAGUUAAUAAUAAGUGAUACGUUCAAAAAAUAAGUUGAAGCAGACCACACCUUAAUACCUUAUUCUAAAUGGGACUCAUGUUAUGCUGGAAUCUUUUUCUUUUGCAGGAAUUGUGACACUUACUUUAUAAUCACAGUAUGUGUUUGUUAUUCAUGCACAGUUGUUGACCAGUAUUGCCAUGCAAAACUGUGCUAACGGGGUGCGUAACAAGGAAAGCAUUUGGCAAUUGAUGCAAUGUCUGCAUCUAGUAAAUAUGACCUCACUUCCAGUAGCCCAGAUAGGAUUGUAUAUGGAUCUGGGCAGCGUAGAUCCUAUGGAGCAACUUUACUUGAGAAAACAGGUAACAUGGACAAUCCAAUGUUAUCUUCUCUUCCAAACAUGGCAAGAAGCAGCAGUUCUGGUGCAACCCAGGGAGAUGUUGUCAAAUUCUUUCAGUGCUUACGUAUUGAUCCAAAAGCAAUGGUUACUGAACACAAACUCAGACAAAUAGAUUUUAAGCGGCUAACAAGUCUAUCACUUGGUGCACCCCUGGAAGAUUCUCCAUCCAUGCCUUCAAAAGGAAAACCAAUAUCUUCUUCCUCACCCGAGGAUGUUAGACGGCUAAAGUUAAGUCUUCGAGAAAGUUGCAGCAAGGCGAGGGAACGUGUGAAGAUAUUCUACGAAUCUUCAUCUGUCUUCAACAAAUGUUUUCCUAAUGUUCCGUCAAGGAAAAGAUUUCGCUCAGAUGUCUUAUCCAAUGAUAGAAACAGUGUUUUGUUUUCAAAUGAACGUCCAGUUUGCGGGACAAGCAUUAGUAAGAUGGGAACUCAAAACCUUAGCAACAUCAGCGGGUUUGAAGUGGAGCAGCAAAAUUUAGAUGAAAGGACAAAAACUAUUAUUCCAAGCAAACGUACCCGAACUUCUAUGUCUGAUGUACGACCGAACACUCCUGCAAGGCAGUCAGGAAAUCUUGAUAGAGAUAUGGAUUUACUGAGGCUUCCCAACAAUAACCCUAUCCAGUGCGAUGAUCGAACAUCAACGUCUCUUCCCAUUGAAGGUUGGGAGAAAUUAAGGAUGAAGAAAAAGCGUUCUGGAAUAAAGCCAGACGUUUCUGGGGGUUCUGCUGCUGCUAAAACAGUUGACGGCUAUCGGGAAUCAAAACAUGGAGUGCAGUCACGACUUCUAACUGAUGCUCGUCCAAGGUUGGGUGAAAACCAGAGCUUCAGGAAUGGAACUAAUACUGGGGGCAUUGGACUGGGAAAAGCUGAUGCAACAUCUCCACAAGCUUCUGUUGUUAUGCGUUCUUCAUUUUUUAAGGCUGAACAGGAUAAUGGUCAUCUCCAUGAUAGAAGAGACCGUUCAGUUGGUUCAGAGAAAGAAAGAAUAAAUGUUAGAGCUGUCAACAAUGCCUCCAAGACAACUGCGCGGGAAGAGCUAAGCUCAGGAAGCCCUACCUCUAGUGCAAAGUUGAAUGGUUCUGCACGGGCCCCACGAUCUGGUGUAUGCGCGGCACAAAAAAUGGCCCCCACGGUUCAACGUGCUGCAGUUGCUAAUGAUUGGGAGGUUUCUCAUUGUACAAACAAACUACCUUCGACUUCCGCGGUAGCUAACCGUAAGCGCACGGCUUCAGGAAGGUCCCCAUCACCACCUGUGGGUCAGUGGGCCAGCCAGCGACCCCAGAAAAGCUCCCGAACAGCGAGGCGAACACAUUUUCCCAUUGUUUCCAAUGAUGGUGAAACUUUUGCCCCAGAUAAUUCGACUGAGGCAGUGGUGUGUAAUGAUAGGCGAUUGUCUGGCUCUUCUCCUCAGUGUCUUAAGUUUAAAAGUGACAACUUGUCAGCUGCAUCUGAAAGUGAGGAGUCUGGUGUUGCUGAUACCAAGCCAAAAGAUAAGAGCAAGAAGUCUGAAGAAGUGGAUGGAAAAAUUGGGUUUGAUGUCCAAAACAUGUCAACUUUGCUACUACCACCAAGAAAAAGUAAGUUGGUAGGCGGUGAUGAGCAUGGCGAUGGUGUACGUAGGCAAGGGAGGUCCAGUCGUAGUUUGACUUCCAGUGGGUCCUUCAUGCCUUCAACUGUAGAAAAGCUUGGGAAUGUGGGUACAGCUAAACAACUGAGGAGCUCUAGAAAUAAUUUUGAUAAAACCGAGAGCAAAGCAGGUCGCCCUCCCACAAGGAAGCUCUCUGAUCGUAAGGCUUAUAAACGUCAGAAACAUUCAACAGUUAAUGCUGCAGCAGAUUAUUUAGUUGGUUCCUGUGAUGGACAAGAUGAGUUAUUGGCUGCUGCAAGUGAUGUUACCAAUACUGCUCAAGCGCUUUCCAGCCCAUUUUGGAAGGAGAUGGAGUCACUCUUUCGUUUUAUAUCGCACUUGGACAUUACUUUUUUGAAUAAACAGAUGAAUGGUAGAAAUGCUGUGGCUACGCCAGCUCCAAUAUCUACUGAGGCGAGCAAGUUGAAUAUAUUUCCGAAUGGGUUCGAUGGAGAUGGGGAUGAAGUCGAAAGUGUUGACUUUUUUGCAGAGCAUGGAGUUUCAGGAACAACUAAGUCUGCCCCAAUCUCCUUAUAUCAGAGACUGAUGGCAGCGCUAAUCCCUGAAGAAGCAGGUGAAGAAUUAUCUUGCUGCGGUAAUGAAGAUCCCAAGUUCAGUGCCUACCAGCCUGCAUUUGAUGUAGACACAGAUUCAGAUUCGGACAUAUUUCAUGCAAGAACAAUAUACAACAGUGUUUCAAGACACCCUGCUUCUAAUGGCUAUAGGAAAUAUGCGAGUGGAAAUUCAUUUAGUGAGACAGACCAUAGUAUGCUAGAUAGUAGCAUUAGACCUGCUAGAGAAUCACAUUUCUUAUCAGAGUGUAACCUUACCCAGAACGGUCUAUUGCCAGAUGAAAUAGUGGUGUCUGAUGUUCUUUUUACUGAAUAUCAGUAUAAUAAGAUGUCAAUAGAUGAGAGACUUCUCCUGGAGAUAGAAUAUCUUGGAAUCUACCCUGAACCAGAUACUGGCAUGGCGCAGAACCGGGAAGAAGAAAUUAGGGGAGAUAUCAGUAAUUUAGACAAGAAGUAUCAGGAACUGGUAUCGCAAAAGAACGGUAUGCUGCACAAGCUGCUGAACUAUGCUGAUAAGACAAGAGUGUGUCAAGAGAAGGACUUGGAACAGCUUGCUUUUGGCAAACUUGUAGAGAUGGCAUAUAAGAAAUAUAUGGCUUGCUGUGGCCGUAAUGCGCAUGGGAUGAAAAGUGGGAAAAUUGCAAAACAAGCUGCACUGGCGUUUGUUAAGAGAACGUUGAAAAGGUACCAAGAAUUUGAAGAGACUGGCAAGAGCUGCUUUAAUGAGUCUUUAUUUAAAGAAAUGUUUAUGUCUGGGAUAUCCCACUUUGGUGAUGGACGAUUAGAUUCAAUUACUGAUGGUGAACCUGGCAGCUCUGGGGAUGCAAGACCUUCAGUUUCAUUAGGAAAACAGCAAAGCCCAUCUUCAAACCAGGAAGUAUUUACUGAAGGCAGUGUAGUUUAUGAAGUGAAUAGGGUCAGAAGAAGAGAGUUGUUUCUCGAUGAUGUUGGUAAUAAGGUUGCUACAUCAGGCAUGCCUUUGAGCACUGCAAAAGGAAAGCGAAGUGAGAGGGAGAGGGAUGGAAAAGGAACUUGCAGAGAGGUCCUAUGCAGAAAUGGAUCUAAUAAAAUUGGUCGGUCUGCCUCAACCACCAUGAAGGGAGAAAGGAAGCCUAAAGCAAAACCCAAACAGAAAACUGCUCAGCUCUCUACUUCUAUCAAUAGUCUAGUUGGCAAGAUUUCAGAGCAAUCCAAGCCAACCGGGUCCUCGGUAUUAAAACCAAAUGAGAUAACCAUAAACCGCACCACCAAGGAUAAGAAAGAUUGUGAGCCUGAAGAAUUGGAGGACCCUAUUGAUUUAUCUGGCUUACAGCUCCCUGGAAUGGAUGUUUUAGGUGUUCCUGAUGAUCUGGGCAACCAAGGACAGGAUAUAGGAUCUUGGUUAAACUUUGAUGAUGAUGGAUUACAAGAUCACGAUUUCAUGGGGCUUGAAAUCCCAAUGGAUGAUCUUGCAGACUUGAAUAUGAUGGUUUGAUGAUACCUGGGCAGUAUUGUAUAUUAUAUACACUGACAAGAAGGGAACCUCUUGUUGUUGAGAAUGUUCAAAUUGCAGACUUGAAUAUGAUGGUUUGAUGAUCUCUGGCCAGUAUUGUAUAAUUGUAUAUGCUCACAAGAAGGGAACUUCUUGUUGUUGAGAAUGUUCAAAUGAACAUGGGGUCAUACAAACUCUUACACCUGGUAUUAGGGUUAAUGCAUUCUUUUAAGCAACCACGCAUGAGUCCACUUCAGGUGGCCUUUUCAAAUCCUUUUGGGGCUUUGUUUCUUUUUAUUUUUCUUACGACCAUGACUGUAGAGAUCUCUUUUUUGUACAACAAAGGUAGUGUCUUUAGUUCUAUAGUGCUCUAAGAGCAAAGCUGUAUUUUUUAUUUAUAGCAAUAUAGGCCAUUGAACAUCACCCAUCUUCUGUAUAUAAGUUAUGUGUUUUUUAAUAGAAUAAGUCCACCCAUCUUGC
Messenger RNA from Cuscuta europaea, 6419 nucleotides. The record is from the annotation of a GenBank genome assembly. NCBI's taxonomy places the organism in Eukaryota, Viridiplantae, Streptophyta, Magnoliopsida, Solanales, Convolvulaceae.